AUGCUCGUCCUUUUCACACGUUAUAGACUCUUUCGCAAACCUGGACGUCACCGCCGUGCUCUCUUGGGUUUGUCGAUAUGUUUCAUAGUCUGGACUGUGCUGGAGCUGCUUCUCAUUCAGCACCGAGUCUCCGUCGUUGAUCGGAUUCCAUCCACUCUGCCACACCAAUUCGAGCGGAUAUUUAUUUCCAGUACGCACUGGAACAACGAAGCUAUCCUCCGGAGCCAUUGGAACAAUGCAAUUAUCCAACUAGUGAAAACAUGGGGCCCGGAGAACGUUUUCGUGAGCAUUCAUGAAAGCGGGAGCUGGGACGACACCAAGGGCGCGCUUCGGGAACUCGAUCUCGAGCUGGAUCGAUUAGGCGAUUUGGCACGGAACGAUAUUGUAUUCGACAAAGUGCUUUUUCUAAAUGAUGUGGUCUUCACGGUGGACGAUGUGAUCUCAUUACUCGAUACCAACGACGGUGUUUACGCCGCUGCUUGUGCUUUAGACUUCUCCAAGCCUCCUCGCUACUACGACACAUUUGCUCUACGUGAUUCUAACGGAGAUGAGACUUUGAUGCAAGAAUGGCCUUAUUUCCGCAGCGCAAUUUCGCAGAAUGCACUGCUUGCGAUGACGCCAGUACCUGUGAAGAGUUGCUGGAACGGUAUGGUAGCCAUGCCGGUAGCCCCAUUUCUAUCAAAAGUACCGUUGCGAUUCCGUGCAAUCCCCGACUCUCUUGCGCAGUCCCAUCUGGAGGGCUCGGAAUGCUGCUUAAUCCAUGCAGAUAAUCCUCUUUCCGCCACGAAAGGCGUUUAUUUGAAUCCUAAAGUCCGUGUUGGGUAUACUGACCUGGCAUACGCAGCCGUUCAUCCGACUACGACGUGGAUCUCGCUUCACAAUAUCGCCCUGGCCCUUUGGGAGAACCGAAUUCGACGCUGGACCACGAGUCCGUUCUUCCACAGAUGGGCUAUCCGAAGAAGAAUCACCAGCUGGGAGAGACAUCACAGCACCCGUUCUGAGUCCGCUACAUUUUGUUUAAUUGACGAGAUGCAGGUUGUUGUGGGGAAUGGGUGGGCUCAUGUGUGA
Molecule: messenger RNA, 1068 nt
Organism: Aspergillus nomiae NRRL 13137
Lineage: Eukaryota; Fungi; Ascomycota; Eurotiomycetes; Eurotiales; Aspergillaceae
Product: glycosyltransferase family 69 protein
Exons: 4
Coding region: 1-1068 (355 amino acids)
Source: RefSeq, a predicted model, not a curated record